AUGGAUAAAUUCAUCAUAAGGAAGCGGCAGAGAACACCACCCACGGCUACCGCCAUCAGCUCAAGGGAUACACACAAUGCUGGGAGCCUCGAUACUGUGAAUUUAAUCCAUGAAGAAGACGAUUCAACGGAUAUAAAGCUUGCUAAGCUGGCCUCUAUUUUCCCGGAUAUUCCGCCGGGAGAAUUAUUAGAUCUUCUCAUAGCGAAUGAAGGGUCCAUCGAAGCCACUACUUCAUCGCUUGUUGAACAUAGCAUUGCAAGGAAGAAAGCCAAGCAGCUAACCAGCAACUCCGGAUCUAUACAAAGUUCAUUGUCGUCUUACAAAAUACUGCUAGAUUCUGAUCGAGAUAUUGGUUCUCCUGGUCUCCUUCCAACUCGGAAAGGCAAAACUCUUCAUCUCUACUCCCCUGAGGAUAUAUCACGAUACACAUCCUGUACAGUGAUACAUAACUUUCUUUCUCCCGACGAGGCGACAGCAUUAUUGAAGGAGCUCUUAGAAGAGUCACAAACUUUCCAUCGACAGAAAUUUCAAAUAUUCGACAAUGUUGUAUCAAGCCCACACUCUGCAGGAUUUUAUGUUAUGACCGAAGAAGAACUACGGGAGCAACAGUCCCAGUAUUCAUACUACGGGAGCCUCAGAAAUGAUGUGCGCAAGGUGACGCCAGAACUACGCAGAGUCUCAAGCAUUGUUAAGAAGGCUGUGAAUCAGGAAAUUGAGAAGCGUGUGAGGACAUUCUAUCCAAAUGGCAAAAAAUUGAAAUUCCAAUCUCCCAAGGAGUGGGAGCCAAAUGCUGCUUUUGUCAAUUGCUAUGACGGCCCCACAGAAAGCGUAGGAUACCAUUCUGACGAGUUAACGUACUUAGGGCCCAGGGCUGUCAUUGGUAGCCUGAGCCUUGGUGUUGCUAGAGAGUUUCGAGUGCGCAGGAUUGUUCCCCCUGACGAUGAAGAUGAGGACCCUGAUAAAAACACCAGCGGAGAAGGUGGUCAGAACACCGACCAUAACUUAGUCAUUGACAAAUUGGAGAAGCCAAAGCCCGACCCUUCCCGCUCAGAUAUACAGGGCCAAAUCUCCAUUCACCUGCCCCAUAAUUCUCUUUUGGUAAUGCAUGCUGAAACUCAGGAGGAAUGGAAGCAUAGUAUUGCUCCUGCGCAAACCAUCUCACCUCACCCUGUUGCCGGUAAUAAACGCAUUAACAUCACCUACCGAUGGUAUAGAGAUUCCCUACAUCCGAAGAGGACCCCACGAUGCCGCUGUAACAUGCCCUGCGUUCUUCGUUGCGUACAACGGAAAAAGGAAACCCGGGGGAAAUACAUGUGGAUGUGUUAUUCUAGUUACGCACCAGGGAAACAGUCGUGUUCUUUCUUCCAGUGGGCAACAUUUGAUGAUGAUGGGGAACCAAUUUGGGAUGAGAAUCGUACCAAAGUGCAUUGA
Nannizzia gypsea CBS 118893 is the source of this 1431-nucleotide messenger RNA. RefSeq names its product GRF zinc finger domain-containing protein. Gene Ontology annotation, cellular component: nucleus. The record is from RefSeq and is a predicted model, not a curated record. Gene Ontology annotation, biological process: DNA alkylation repair; DNA repair. The transcript has a single exon. Gene Ontology annotation, molecular function: zinc ion binding; dioxygenase activity; ubiquitin binding. Bases 1 to 1431 code for a protein of 476 amino acids. NCBI's taxonomy places the organism in Eukaryota, Fungi, Ascomycota, Eurotiomycetes, Onygenales, Arthrodermataceae.